AACUCCAGGCUGGAGCCAGGCAGCGCGUGUGUCUGGGCUGGAGCUGCAAGGAUCCACGCGUCUGGCUGGACCAAGUGUCGAGAGACGCUUCGACUGCAGAAUAAAACAUUUCUGAGAAAAAAUCUUAUUUUACCUGGUCACUAGGUUUGGAAGCAUUUAACCACGGCUGUCUGCUUGCAGCUCAGUGCGCUGCUGAGCGGAGCCAACUUGAGGUGAGAAGCGUUUGGAGAAGACAUCUGCUGCGCUGAUUGGUUUUUAUCUGAGGCAAAACUUUCAAAGUAGCGCCAUGGCACGUUUCAUUGAACCUUUUCUUUUCUUUUCGGUCAUCUUCAACCCAGUUCUCACUGAUUCUCUCACUGAGGAAAUUGAUGUUUUGGUGUUUUUGCCACAGAACAACUCUUUUCUGUUUUCACAUGCAAGAGUCGCACCAGCGAUCCGUUACGCACAGGACAGGCUGAGGGCAGAAUAUCCUGGCUUCCACUUUAACAUUCACUUUGAGAACUCCGACUCGGCCAACCACGCUGUGUUCACGCUGGCAGACAGGCCGUGUGGCCAGAAACCGGACCUUAUCCUCGGCCCAGUACGUGAGUACGAGGCGGCAGGUGUGGUGAGGCUCGCAUCCCACUGGAAAAUCCCGGUGAUUUCUGCAGGUGCUCUGGCCACCGCCUUCAAGAACAAGGAGACGGAGUACUCUCACCUGACUCGGGUCGCCCCGUCCUACGUUAAAAUGGCAGAGACCUUCACCGCGAUGUUCGAGCACUUCACCUGGAAAAGCGCACUGCUGCUCAUAGAAGACGACAUGAGGGAGCGGGACUGUUACUUCACUUUGGAGGGAGUCUACCAUCUGAUGGACGACUAUAAUGUUGAAUUUGAAAUAAUUCAUGAAGGGGUCCCUUUCAAAGUUGAAGACAUCUUCAAGACUAAUCAGGGCACUGAAGUGGUGAUCAUGUGUGCUGGAGCUGACAGGAUUCGAGAGAUCAUGCUUGCAGUACACAGACAGCAGAUGACCAAUGGCAGUUUUAUGUUUUUUAAUGUCGAUCUCUUCAAUGCCUCUUCUUAUGGCAAUGGCUCUUGGAGGAGAGAUGAUGAGUUUGAUGAUGAUGCAAGGCAAGCCUAUUCCUCCCUGAACACCGUGACACUACUCAGAACAGUCAAGCCAGAGUAUGAGAACUUCUCCAUGGAGAUGAAAAGGUCCAUAGAGGGACUUGGCCUAUAUGACUGCAAUGACUGUGGACAUGUUAAUAUGUUUGUUGAAGGAUUCCAUGAUGCCAUGGUGCUAUAUGCCAUUGCAUUACACGAGGGCAUGAAGAAUGGAUACACAAAGAAGAAUGGUACUGAGAUAACCUCCCACAUGUGGAACAGAACAUUUGAAGGAAUUGCUGGCCAGGUAUCCAUAGAUGUCAAUGGCGAUAGAGUUGGAGACUUCUCUUUAAUGGCCAUGACCAACAUUGAAGCAGGUAGCUAUGAGAUGGUAGCCAACUACUUUGGGAAAAAUAAAACCUUUCAGCUGUUGCCUGCCUUCAGCAGUGAUCAUUUCACUCUGGAAAGAAGACAGGAAGUUCCAGAAAAAGAAAAAGAAGUGGAAAAUCAUUCAUGUGGACUGGGAGUAUCAGCCUUAACUGGAGUCACGGUUGGAGCUGUUCUUGGAGCUGUAAUACUGAUAGCAUUCUACUUUUUCAGAAAAAACUACAGGAUAACCAUUCAGAGGCGCACACGAGGUGAAGAGCCUGAAUCCAUGAAGCAUCAUCAGUUACGAGAGGAUUCCAUUAGAUCAAACUUCUCAGCAGCAUAAUCCACAGUGAGGACAAGUUCCUUACAGAGAAGCUUACCUGUGAAUGUGGCCACAGAAGUGAUUCCACGUCAUCUACAAUCUGACAUUUCUGGUUUUAUUCAGGACAGUGUUACUUCUUAGAACCUGGGACUGUUUUAACAGGUACACAACACCAUCAGCUUAGAUUUUUCUUCACAAAAAGACACAAAAAUAAAAGUUAACUGCUGACCUGAAGAGUUUUCUUUUAAACAAAUGCUUUCCUUUUCUUUUCUUUUUUUUUGUAUUUUUCCGCUAAUAAGGUUUUCAGUUUACUGUGACCUUAUUGGAAUAACGUUUUACUCACUGAGCUAUUUUCCUUUUUAUCCUGAAAUGAGAGCUUUGCUUUAUGCCAUACAGGUUUGUACUUUUUAAAUUUAAAAUGAACUUUGAUUUAGAAGUUACAUUUAGGCUGUUUAUCUUUAUUUUCAAGAUUUGUAUUUAUUUAUUUAUUUAUUUUCUUUUUUUCUAAAUAGGUAAAUUUUACAGACUCCUGUAUCAUUCAUUAUAAUUAAAAAAAGAUUAGGUAUUGAGAUAAUUUGGUUGUUUUAUGGUCUUUUUUUAUUUAAUGUUCCAAUCAGUUAAUUGAUCACAGCUUUGGUCAUUUUUGUUCCACUAGCAAAUAAUAGAAAGAAGAAAUUAAUUUAGUUUUUCUGCUAUGUUAAGAAGUUGGUCCACCAGUUAAGCAAACGUCCCAAAUCUCCAGAAACAGCAGUAGAAAAUACGGUGCGAGGAAUAAAAGGGAAAUAAGGAAAUGUUCUAAAAAGAGAAAGUUAUGCAGUAGUUGUGAGGCAUCACAGUAAGAAGAUUUUUGGCUUGAACUUUAGCUUUGAACUCUGGAUGUGUGCUUUAUUUGUUCUCCAUGAGCCUGUUUGGGUUUUCUCUGGGUGCUCCAGUAUCCUCAGCACUGUAAAACUGUGAUUCACUGACAGUUACAGUACGCGGAGCUGUUUAUCCCCAAUGUUCUAAGACCCCACUCACCUUAACUAAAAAAACUCUGAAAAGUAGAAGAAUGAGCAGAUUUGAAUAAAAAAAGAAUACAUUUGUGACUGAAAAAUGUGGAAAUAAAAAUGCUAAAUGAUGGUGAAAUGGUACAAGAAAUAUACUUUUUUGUAUAU
Girardinichthys multiradiatus is the source of this 2925-nucleotide messenger RNA. RefSeq names its product natriuretic peptide receptor 3 (gene npr3). Gene Ontology annotation, molecular function: peptide hormone binding; natriuretic peptide receptor activity. The transcript has 8 exons. The record is from RefSeq and is a predicted model, not a curated record. NCBI's taxonomy places the organism in Eukaryota, Metazoa, Chordata, Actinopteri, Cyprinodontiformes, Goodeidae. Gene Ontology annotation, biological process: vasodilation; regulation of blood pressure. Gene Ontology annotation, cellular component: membrane. Bases 287 to 1792 code for a protein of 501 amino acids.